This is a messenger RNA of Lytechinus pictus (painted urchin), 2433 nucleotides long. Its product is annotated as adenylate kinase 8-like. The transcript has 10 exons. The coding region runs from base 66 to 1517 and encodes 483 amino acids. Gene Ontology annotation, cellular component: cytoplasm. Gene Ontology annotation, molecular function: AMP kinase activity; ATP binding; nucleoside diphosphate kinase activity. Gene Ontology annotation, biological process: nucleobase-containing compound metabolic process. The record is from RefSeq and is a predicted model, not a curated record. Lineage: Eukaryota; Metazoa; Echinodermata; Echinoidea; Temnopleuroida; Toxopneustidae.
UGACCAUACUGUAAGGAAUUUACAUAGCAACAUAACACAACAACCAGAUCGGUGCGGAAAAGAAAAUGGAUCAAACCAAGAAACCACUAAGAAUUCCACCUCAGUUUGGUACAUACGCUGAGAGACAUGGGAUAUUUGAGAUGUAUAAGCGAUUGAUUGAAGGUCUGAUUAUCAGUAAACCACAGGAUCCAUUGGACUACCUUCUGGAGCAACUCAAAAAAGAAAAUGAUGACACUCCAGCCAUUGUUAUUCAUGGCCCACCGGCAUCAGGCAAAACAACCAUUGCUCGCUUGGUUUCCAACCAGCUGAAGGCAGCCUAUAUCAGUAAGGAGACUCUCUUAGCCGACGAUGUGUCGACCGUCGCAGCCAAAGCAAGGAGCUGUCAGUCAAGUGGAGAGCCAAUCCCAACAGAGCUAUGGGUUGAGUUGAUCAGGAAUCGAGUGAAGCUGUUUGAUUGCAUCAGGAAGGGAUGGGUCUUAGAUGGAUUCCCAGACACCAGAGAACAAGCUCUGGCAUUGCAGGAGAUUGGUAUCAAUCCUAAACAUUUUGUUGUUCUGGAAGCCCCUGACACAGUUCUUAUCGAGAGACAGAUGGGCAAGAGGAUUGAUCCAGAGACGGGCGAUGUAUACCACACCACCUUUGAUUACCCUGGUAACAGCGAUGUUGAGAAGAGAUUGGUAGAACCGCCUGAAGGAUGUGGGGAGGAAGCCAUGGUCGAUAGACUGGUCCUCUAUCACCGUUUCAUCCCGGGCCUCAAGGUUGGUUAUGAGAUGUACACCAAGUCUAUCAAUGCGGAUCAACCAAAGGCUGAUGUUUACUCACAAGUGACAACAUUCCUGAGUUCCAAGACGAGAUCAUUGGCACCUCAUAAUCCUCGUAUUGUCCUUCUUGGACCCACUGGCAGUGGAAAGACGGUCCAGGCUGCUCUUCUAGCCAACAAGUAUGGUAUCAUCAAUGUUUCUUCUGGACAGCUAGUGAAGGAAGCUCUUGCAAGUGAAUCCAAGGUCGGUGAAGCCAUCAAACCAUAUGUUGAGAGGAAAAUGCUGGUCCCGGAUAAUCUCAUCUUGAAACUUCUUGACGAGAGGUUGAGUCAAGUGGACUGUUCCACUCGAGGAUGGGUGUUGAGAGGGUUCCCGAGGACGAGGGAGCAAGCCGAGAAUCUCACUGCGGCAGGUCACGAACCCAACAGGGUGUUCUUUUUGGAUGUGCCCAACGAUUCUGUCUACGAGCGUCUCACCUUGCGAUCUUUGGACGCCGUUAGUGGCAACCGUUACCACGCCCUCUACAAUCCCGCCCCGACCUCCGACAUCAAGGAACGCACUGCCCAGCAUCCUGUGGACUUUGAGGAGAAGAUCCGGGAGCGUCUGGCGGCGUAUUAUGCGUACUCGGAAGAGAUCGGUGACUUCUACGAGGAUGCGCAGCACAUCAUCGCCGACCAGGAUCCACACACGGUGUUUGAGAGUGUGGAGAGUAUGUUGGUCAACCCACUCCCACGGACUCUCCCUACCCAGGACUAGAUGGUCACCACACACGGUGUUUGAGAGUGUGGAGAGUAUGUUGGUCAACCCACUCCCACGGACUCUCCCUACCCAGGACUAGAUGGUCAGUGAGACUGUCAACCCACUCCCACGGACUCUCCCUACCCAGGACUAGAUGGUCAGUGAGACUGCAAAAGGAACUUUUUGCUGGAUCAAACUAAAAAAGGAAUCCAGAAACAAUGUUCGUCAUUGUCCCAUAUGAUUUCAAUGGCAGUCUAGAGGAUUGCUUACGCUCUUAUUUCUGAUAUUUUUCCAAAAUACUGUCAGAAAAUUUUUCUCUUGUCCAUAGAUUAAUGAUUUGGAAAUGUAAUAGUGAGUAUGUAAAGUGUAAAACACAAUGUGAAUUACAUUUUCUCACCGCACACUGUGUGAACACUCACACUGUCCACAGUGUGUAGGUAUCUUUUAAACUGUUAAGUUUGAGCUUUUUAACAGUAUAAUCACAUUUCCCAUAGUCCACAAAGUGAACAUACUGUCACAGUGUGAUUUAUCUUCACACUGUGGGACACUGUAUUCUUCCCACAUCCCACCCCGGGGGGGGGCCAGUAAAAUAUAUUGCUGUACACACGUGUGACCAAGGAAUUUCCAAACACCCCCUAAACGAGUUUUUCUCUGUGUGCAAAAUAACCCCCUAAACAAGUUUUUCGCGGGCUUUAUUUACACAUUUUGGCCCCUAAACAAAAUGUCGCCAAAAUAUGACCUCGGGGGAAAAAGCUUGGGAAAAAAAACAUACCCUAAACACGUUUGGCUAGUCUUAAAAGAAAGCUUGGGGGAAAAAAUACCCUAAAUACGUUUGACCCCGCGAUUGACCAUUGACCAGUCUUUCAAGACCACCCUUUUUAUUGAAAAUCAGUGUUUUUCAUACCCUUAACGAGUCCACGCGCGGACCGCGUCC